AUUCCAUGGCACACUACAACCUGCACUGAUGGGAAAAGUCAAGAGGGAAGAACUUUCUUGGCAGCUGCUCUCAGUUUCUUGCAAAAGGGUAUCACUUGCUCUCAGUUUCUUGUUUAUCCUCGUCUCCCACUCCUCAAUCCCUAAAACAUCUACUUCAAGAGCUUCUUUGGUUGCACUAUUUUCUCUAGUCGAAAUUGAAAUUAAUUAUUUUGGAGCAGCUCCCUCUUCAAUCUCCUUUCUGGAUCUGUGGAAUUCCUAUGGCGGAGGCUGUGAUAAGCUCAUUAGUCCUAAAGAUAGGUGCUGCUUUAGCUAUUAAAACAACAAAAUCAGCAGCAUCACUAUUACGAACAGGGAUGUUAGCAAUGAAAGAACUCAUGAAGGAUAUAAGUGACAUUAAGGAUGAGCUUGAGAUCAUGCAAGCCUUCCUACGGAUUGCAGAAAGACUAAAAGAGAAGGAUGAGAGCACAAAAAUCAUUAUAAAACAAACAAGAGACUUGGCUUUCGAAAUUGAGGAUAUUAUAGAUGAGUUCACGUAUAAGCUGAGCGAGGAGCAAGGAGGGGUUCUACCCACAGCAAUCAAGAGGUACAGAAAUAUAAAAACCUGGCAUCACCUUAGCCAGAGGCUUAAAGAGAUCAAAAUUAAGCUCCAAAACAUUAUGGAAAGAUGGAAGCGAUAUGAUACGAGAGGAAUGGAAAAUGAAGCAAGGCCUCUAAUAGCUGUUGGUGGUAGUAAAAGCCGUGCAGAAUUAGCACAUUUUGUCGAGAAGGAUGGUAUCGUGGGUAUUGACAAGUACAAGGACUUGUUGCUUGAAUGGUUAAAAAAUGAGGAUGAGCAACAACGGCAACACGUGAUAAUCUCAGUGUUGGGGAUGGGUGGUCUGGGGAAGACCACUCUUGCGACUCAUGUGUACAAUAUCAUCAAAGCUUCCUUUGAUGCUUGUGCCUGGGUUGCUGUAUCUCAGAGUUAUGAGAUUGAUGAUUUGCUUAGAAAGAUCUUAAAAGAGUUUUAUAGGGAAGAUCCUGAGAAAAGACAAGAACCUAACGACAGUGAUACCAUGGAUUACAGAAGCUUGGUUGGGACUAUCCGCACUUACUUGCAGUAUAAAAAGUAUGUACUCAUUCUGGAUGAUGUUUGGAGUACUGAUGUACUGGACAAUAUAAAAGUUGCACUUCUGAAUAGUAAUUGCAAGAGUAGAAUAGUUCUCACAACAAGGAUUCGCGAUGUAGCUCUAUUAGCAAACGAGAACCAUAUGUUUGAGCUAAAGCCACUGGAGGCAGAUCAUUCGUGGGAUCUGUUUUGUAAAAGCGCAUUUUGGAGAAGUGCAAACAAGAUUUGCCCACCACAUUUAGAACAAUGUGCUCAAAAAAUCAUUGAGAAAUGCGGUGGCUUGCCCCUUGCUAUUGUAUCUAUAGCCCGUCUCUUGUCAUUUCGAGAACAAACCGGUUCUGAAUGGGAGAAGGUUUACAAAGAUCUUGAGUGGUAUCUAACUAACAACGAAUCGAAGCUCCAUGAAAAAGUAUAUGACAUUUUGAAACUUAGCUUGGACGAUCUUCCCCAUUACCUUCGAAAUUGCUUCUUAUAUUGUUCUAGCUUUCCGGAAGACUAUACAAUUGAAAGUGACAGGCUCAUAAGGCUUUGGGUGGCUGAAGGGUUCAUUGAAGAAAGAGAAAGAACGAUGGAGGAAGUGGCCGAGGACUACCUUAACAAACUUGUUCAUCGCUGUCUACUACAAGUGGCUGAGUGGAAUGAAGUUGGAAUAGUUUGUGCAUAUCGAAUGCAUGACGUCAUUCGAGUCCUUGCUCUUUCGGAGUCAAAGGAGUUAAGUUUCUGCAUGGUCUACGAGCAUUCAAAGAAAAAAUUGCGGAGUUCCGAAGCACGCCGCUUGUCAAUCCUAAGCAAUAUAACUAAUUAUCGUACUGAAGACAAAUCUCAUUUGCGUUCAGUACUUGUUUUCAACAAUUCCAUGAGCUAUGAUUUACUGAAGUCGGUCUUAAGAUCAUCAAAACUUUUGCGCGUCUUGGAACUACAAGGAGCGCUAAUCGUUAAACUACCGAGUGAGAUCUGUAACCUAUUCAACUUGCAUUAUCUAGGCUUGCGAGCAACAAAAAUUAAGGAGCUUCCAAGAUCAAUCGAGAAGCUACAAAAUCUGCAAAUAUUAGAUACAUGUGAAAGUGAAAUAGAAAAGCUGCCAAAGGAAAUAACAGAGCUCCAAAAGUUGAGACAUCUAGUUUUGUCCAACAAAUUGGGUAAGAACAUCAAGGGACUGGUGGGAAUAUGGCCCUUGAAGGGCUUGCAGACUUUGGCAAAUAUUGAAGCAACUGCAGAUAUUGUGCAGAAAGUAGAAGCUUUGACCGAGUUGCGGACAUUUAAGAUAAUCGGCGUAAGAACCGAUCACUGUGCAGACUUGUGGAAUAGUAUCACAAAGAUGAACCAUCUUAGCAAUUUAUCUGUCGAAAGUGAAGAUGGGAAAGAAUUACAGCAGUUGGGCACCCUGCACCUACCUCUGCCAAUUCAACAAUUAGAUCUGAAGGGUAAAUUAGACAAAAACUCACUCCCUAAGCUUGCCGCGUCCUUUGGGUCUCUAGCAAACCUAACCAAAUUAACACUUUCGGUGGCAAAAUUGGAUGAAGAUAUGUUUCCUUACCUGCAAGCUCUGCCCGCGUUGAUGAUUCUUAUCCUUUGUCGCGCAUAUGAUGGCAUGAAGUUGCAUUUCCAAGCAACAUCAUUCCCGAAGCUAAAGGAAUUGUUAAUAUCGUAUGCCCCGAAGCUCAGUCAGGUGGAAAUAGAAAGGGGAGCAAUGGCAAGCCUGAAUACGCUUUACCUAGGCGGUUGCCCCGAGCUGAAGGAGCUGCCCUCUAGCAUCGAGUACCUUACCACCCUUCAGGAUUUAUGCAUUAGUCUCCCGGCAGAGGAACUUGUUGAGAGGCUUCUAGGAGGAGGAGGAGGAGAAGGCGACCACAGCAAUGACUGCCGCACGUGGGUUCGCCAAAUCCCGAAGUUUACUAUUGGUUUCACACGAGACGGCAAGUUUGUCCAAGAAAGAAUUCAAUGAGUUUGUGCGCGUUUUGCAAAGCACCGGCCGCCGAGCUUGAUGCUUCCACAUUUUCCGCCUCAGAUCUUCUAUAUAAUCCGUGCAGGCUUGAGGAAAAUUCAAAAUGAUGCAUGAUCGAUAUGCAGGUGUUAUCUUAUAUGUAUCUUUUAUUUUAGGGAAAACUUCAAAAACCCCCCUGUGGUUUCGUGCUUUCUCAUUUUAGUACCCUGUGGUUUAAAACGUAUCAAUUUGCCCCCCUGUGGUUUCGUUUUUCUCUUUUUGUUA
This is a messenger RNA of Ananas comosus (pineapple), 3317 nucleotides long. Its product is annotated as disease resistance protein RPM1-like. NCBI's taxonomy places the organism in Eukaryota, Viridiplantae, Streptophyta, Magnoliopsida, Poales, Bromeliaceae. Gene Ontology annotation, molecular function: ADP binding. Gene Ontology annotation, biological process: defense response to other organism. The transcript is spliced from 2 exons. Bases 258 to 3053 code for a protein of 931 amino acids. The record is from RefSeq and is a predicted model, not a curated record.